Molecule: messenger RNA, 1353 nt
Organism: Brugia malayi
Lineage: Eukaryota; Metazoa; Nematoda; Chromadorea; Rhabditida; Onchocercidae
Exons: 10
Coding region: 1-1353 (450 amino acids)
Source: RefSeq, a predicted model, not a curated record
AUGACAAAUAUCGUUACAACCGAAAGCGGUGAAAAAUUCACUCUGUUUUUCACUAUCCGUAGUCCAUUUUCCAAUUUUCAUCCCUGUCGUUUCGCAAUAUUUGAAGAUGUUGGCAGUGGAAAACCGGAAGAAAGAUGGUACUAUUCCACUGAACAGUACUACAUGUAUCAUAAAGCGCUUUCUGCUGGAGAUAGUGAAACAGCGGAGCAAAUAGCGAAUGAACGGGAUGCACGAAAAAUCAAAAUGUUUUCACGUAAUAUCCGGAAUUUUGAGCGCGAAACAUGGAACAAAAUAAGUAGCGAUGUGAUGAGAAGAGGAAAUUUUGCCAAAUAUACACAGAAUCCAUUGUUACGGAAGAAGCUGUUUUACACUUACGGUAGUACGCUAGUAGAAUGUUCCCCAACAGAUCUUGAAUGGGGCAUCGGUUUGGACAUCAAUGAACCGGAUGCACUGAGUCCAUCAAAAUGGAGAGGGAAAAAUAAACUCGGUCAAAUUUUGACCGAAAUCCGUGAAGAGCUUUUAUUAAAGCCAGAAUAUGCGCAGGAGGUGAGUGAUAUCUUGUCAAUGCUGGAGAAUUUUGAUAGCUUCAGCCGGCAAUUUUUUCUUCCUCCAAAACUUCCAGUUCAGCAGUGCAGCUGUCCUUCAUCUAGUGAAUAUGACAGAGACCACGAGAAAAGACGUAGCCUACCCUCUUCUAUGGAAAUUGGUCAAAUAUCUGAUGGAAAUCGUGAUAAACGUUACAGUCUACCAUCGUAUCCAUGUGCGGAACGAUCCGAAAACAUUCCUGAUUCUGAUUCUCAAAAUGUUUCUAUUAUAAAAGUAGAAAACGGCAGUUCCCCAACACAUCGAGAAGGAUAUUCUCGGCCAGCUCGAUUAACUAGGAAACGUAGUCACCAUCGUAUGCCAAGUUAUGAUCGAGAUUUUAGACGGCACAGCGACGAUUCAAGAGAUCGCAGAAGGAAUGGUUCUCGAUCAGGGAAGAGACGAGAUGCUUCUAGCAGUAAUAGGUCCCGUUGUGGCACGCAGUCUCGCUCUGUUAAGGGUCGUAGUAGUUCUGAAAGCGAUCACGAGUCUAGCAGAUUUUUGAAGAGACAGCGAAGAAUUGGGUUAACUGGUGAUAACAAUCGCUUGACGUCAUUUCGACGUCACAAUAAUUGUGAUAUAAACUCGUCUAGUAGUGAAGAAAGUUCAAGUUCGCUGGGUGAAAUUGAUGUCGAAGUGGUAAAAAAAGCAUUUGAGGAUCCUUUCAAAAGUUUGUUGGAAAGACUUCGAAGUAAGAAAUGUGGCAUGUGGGAGCAAUAUGCUGCAGAAAGUAGUCACAAUUCUAAUGGAGCCAUCCCAAGUGAUGAUUAA